ACGUAUAAUCCUGAGUGGUGCGUGUUAACCUAUAGCAGACGCAACGCAAGUGAGAGCUUACCCCGUGAGGUUCUUUACUGGUUUCUUCCCCUUUUUAUCGUAUUAUCUUCUGGAGUUCUUGUGAUUCUCGUUUCAUCUAAAAUUUUCUCCCAGUUACUUUCUUUGAUAGUUGAUGCCAGUGGCCCAGUGUAUAUUCUUACUUGUACAACUACAACUCCCUUUUUGCCGAUCACUCAACUUGGUGUGCAUGUUUCAGCCUAAGUUGCCCCAGUUUUCAUGAGACCAUGAGUAACACCAUGAGGCCAAGGAUGAAGGUUAUGUUUAAUUUGGUUUACGACAGAGGGUAGUAUAAGACUGAGGACUGAGGCUUAUAUUGUUCUUGUCCUACUAGUUAAGCCAGUUUGCAGCAAAAUAUCAUUGAUCUUGUUGUUCAAGAAAUGGAUUUGAUUGAGGGGAAGGGAAAGAAGGGCCUCAUCCUCAAGACUUGGGAGCGAUGCAGGUCUUUCGGUGGUAUUGGGUCAUCAAGACGUCGACAUGCAGCCAAGCUUAAGAGCAAGUCGUGGACAGGUUCUGCUGCAGCUUCAACCCGAGAAGCGGAUCCAAAGCGUGCUAAAAACCCUCGAGUUGCACCUGAGGGCUGCUUUUCGGUGUACGUUGGAGCCCAGAAACAAAGGUUCGUGAUCAAAACUGAGUGUUUAAACCAUCCUCUUCUCAAGAUGUUGCUUGAAGAAGCUGAAUCAGAGUAUGGUUACACUAAUGAUGGCCCUCUCGAACUUCCUUGUGAUGUUGAUCAUUUCGUCAAGGUGUUGGUGGAAAUGGACUGCGAUGAGAUUCAUCCAAGAUGCAGCUUUUCCAAGACCUACAGUUCCUAUCACCUUCUCCCUUCCCCCAGAUCGCUUGCCUUGAAUGACGUUUAAUCUGUAUACUCUUUGCUUUGCUUUGGUUUGGUUAGGUCUCUCGUGCACUUGAAAGACACUUCCUGCGCGUCAUGUAGAGAGACCUAAUUAAAUCAUCCCUUGUACCCUUGAGCGUUAACCAUGUCGCCAAAGAUCUUUUUCUUUAUGUAUUUUUCUGUCUUUUAUUAUAGGUGGUAAUGGUUUUCUUCUUCUGUUA
Coffea eugenioides is the source of this 1113-nucleotide messenger RNA. RefSeq names its product auxin-responsive protein SAUR32-like. The record is from RefSeq and is a predicted model, not a curated record. Gene Ontology annotation, biological process: response to auxin. Lineage: Eukaryota; Viridiplantae; Streptophyta; Magnoliopsida; Gentianales; Rubiaceae. The coding region runs from base 438 to 917 and encodes 159 amino acids. The transcript has a single exon.